AUGGACAGAGCACCGGCAGCGUACUUGAGCUCCAUCGUCCUCGUUACAGCGCUUUCCUCUGCUAUUUUUCUUGUAGCAUUGGCAUGGAAGCUAUUCAAAUGGGUUUGGUUGAAUCCCAAAAAGCUUGAGAAGCUCCUCAGACAGCAGGGAUUUAGAGGGAAUUCUUAUAUACCAGUGUUGGGAGAUGUGAUAGCAAUGUCAACCUUGCUCAAACAAGCUCACUCCAAGCCCAUCAAUCUCUCCGAUGAUAUUGUCCCAAGAAUCAUUCCUGAAUACCUUGAUCUGGUCAAGAAACAUGGAAAGAAUACAUACAUAUGGUACGGGCCAGAACCAUCUGUAUGUAUCCAGGACCCUGAACUCAUAAGGGAGGCUUCGCAAAACAUCAACCUCUUUCAUAAGCCUGUAGUUAAUCAACUUACCAGAUUGCUGGCACCAGGACUGAUAAGCUACAACGGAGAUAAAUGGGCCAAACACAGAAAACUCAUCAACCCUGCUUUUCAUGGCGAGAAGUUGAAGCUUAUGCUCCCAUCCUUUUGUACAAGUGCUACUGCAAUGUUGAGAAAAUGGGAGGAGAUCAUUUCACCAACAGGGUUUUGUGAGUUGGAUGUUUGGCCCAGUCUUCGAAGUCUGUCUUCUGAUGCAAUUUCGCGUACUGCAUUUGGUAGUAAUUAUGAAGAAGGCAGGGUGAUUUUUGAACUUCAAGGAGAACAGUGUGAGCUUUGCAUCAAGUCUCUGUGGUCAAUGCUUAUCCCGGGAUGGAGGUUCUUGCCAACUAAAAGAAAUAGGAGAAUGGGACAAAUUUUCAAAGAUGUUACUGAUUCAAUUAGAGAAAUCAUUAAUUCAAGAUUAAAUGAAAUAAGAGCAGGGGAAUUCGGUGAUGAUGACUUCUUGGGACUAUUAUUACAAUCAAAUUCUCAAGAAAUUGAUAGGCAUGGAAACAAGGAUUUUGGCAUGACCAUUGAAGAGGUCAUCGAAGAAUGCAGGCUUUUCUAUGUUGCAGGACAGGAGACAACUUCGGUGCUGCUUGUGUGGACAUUGAUUUUAUUGAGUGUGCAUCAGGAGUGGCAGACACGUGCUAGAGAUGAGGUUCUGCAAGUCUUUGGCACAAGAAUACCAGAUUUUGAUGGACUGAAUCACCUAAAACUUGUAACUAUGAUUUUGCAUGAGGUUUUAAGGUUAUAUCCACCCAUACCAGUCAAUGGUAGAAUAACGGCUGCGGAAACUAAAUUAGGAAAUUUAUCUCUUCCCAGUGGAGUGCUAGUCCUGAUACAAACCCUGUUAGUUCAUCAUGACCAAGCAAUAUGGGGCGAAGAUGCGAAAGAGUUCAAGCCGGAAAGGUUUUCUCAAGGAGCUUCACAUGCAACAAAGGGAAAUAUUGCAUUCUUCCCAUUUGGUUGGGGACCUCGUUCUUGUAUUGGUCAAAGUUACGCUAUGCUGGAAGCAAAGCUGGUGCUGGCAAUGAUUCUGCAACGCUUUUGGUUCAAACUUUCACCAUCCUAUUCGCAUGCUCCCAUCUCAUUGGUAACACUUAAACCACAGUAUGGUGCUCCCUUGAUUUUGCACAAGCUGUAGAUUGAAUACAUAACUCGAAAUUCCUUAUUUAGAUUUGAUAUUCCUUGAAAUUAAUCCCAUUAUUACUUUUGUUUGUCUAGAACU
Messenger RNA from Coffea eugenioides, 1656 nucleotides. RefSeq names its product cytochrome P450 CYP72A219-like. The transcript has 5 exons. Gene Ontology annotation, molecular function: oxidoreductase activity, acting on paired donors, with incorporation or reduction of molecular oxygen; heme binding; monooxygenase activity. Bases 1 to 1572 code for a protein of 523 amino acids. Lineage: Eukaryota; Viridiplantae; Streptophyta; Magnoliopsida; Gentianales; Rubiaceae. The record is from RefSeq and is a predicted model, not a curated record.